AACAUGGUAUAAAAAUUAGUGCUGGGAUAACCCAGCUUAUACCUUAAACCAAACUACCCCUUACAGUUAUAUACUUUUUUUUUUGUCCAUAAUUUGAGAUCCUUUCUUUACACAAAAGCAACUAUAUUCAUUUUUUCUUCUUUCUCAUUUUUAUUCAAAAAAUUCAUUAUAGUUCUUUAAACCCCUUUGAAUCAUUUCUCUCAUAGAUAGAAGAUCACAAGUUUAUCUUGUUCUUGAAAUACCUUCAAAUUGUUAAACCCCUUUGAAUCAUUUCUCUCAUAGAGGAUUCCAAGUAUUUUGAAGUUCCCAAGUUUCUCUCAUUUACAAGUUCAGCAAGCAUUUUGAAGAUCCCAAGUUCUCUUAUUGGUAAUUUAGCUUCUGGGUUUUCUUCCAUUUAGAGUUCAACAAGCAUUUUGAAGAACCCAAGUUUAUUUUUGAUAAUUUAGCUUUUGGGUUUCUCCCAUUUCAAGUUCAACAAGAAUUGUGAAGAAAAAUGUUGGGAGAACUCCUCACAAGCAGUUUAGUAUUGGUUCUUGGAUAUGCAUAUCCUGCUUUUGAAUGUUAUAAGACUAUUGAGAAGAACAAAGUUAGUAUUGAAGAACUCAGAUUUUGGUGCCAAUAUUGGAUCAUUGUUGCUUUGUUAAGAAUAUUUGAGAGCAUUGGUGAUGUAUGCAUGACAUGGCUACCAAUGUACAAUGAGGCAAAAUUGGCACUUAUAAUAUACUUAUGGUAUCCAAAAACAAAGGGAACAGGAUACAUAUAUGAUACAUUACUGAAACCAUAUGUAUCAAAGCAUGAACCAGAUAUUGACAGAGGUUUUCUAGAGUUCAGAGCAAGGGCAUUUGACUUGGCCAUUUAUUACUGGCAAAAUUGCACUGAAUUGGGACAGGCAAAAUUCUUUCAACUGCUUGAUUAUGUAGCUGCACCAUCUAGAAGAAGUUCACAGCUCAGUUCUGAGCAAAGAAAUGGUACUGACCAUUCCCGCAGACCGCCACCUCCUUCGGCCCCACCAGCACCACCAUCAUCGUCGUCCUCCUUCGGGUUAUUCAGGAGGAAAAAGGAGCCAUCCGAUAGACGGCAGCCACCACCAUCACCGCGGUCAAACAGAGGGCAGCCACCACAAUCGCCACGGUCUUACUUUGCCCACGGGUCCAUCUUUAAUCCUUCUAAACCGGAAACGGUUCACGUGCACCCGGAGGAUCUUUACCUAGACCCGGACUAUCUUGAUUCUUGAACCCGGUUCAGAUGCUGCCCGGUCCAAAUGUAGGCACUCCAACUAAGGCAUCAGUUAGUCAAUCAAUAGUUUACUAGUACUAGAAAUAGUAACAAAUUGAUUUACUAGAAAUAGUAUAAGAAAUUUGUACAUUGUAAUUUGUAAAUAACCAAAAUGGAAGACAAACACUCAGAUUUUUUUAAAAUGUUUAUUUAUUGAACUUUUUUCCUGCUC
Molecule: messenger RNA, 1447 nt
Organism: Lycium barbarum (goji berry)
Lineage: Eukaryota; Viridiplantae; Streptophyta; Magnoliopsida; Solanales; Solanaceae
Product: putative HVA22-like protein g
Exons: 10
Coding region: 494-1234 (246 amino acids)
Source: RefSeq, a predicted model, not a curated record